AUGGCCUUCCACACCGACCGCCAUGUCAAGUACUACCUACGCUGUCUCAAGACCUUCCUACCCUCCCUCUACACCUCCAAUGACUCCAAUCGCAUGCUCCUCGCCUACCUAACCCUCUCGGGACUCGACGUCUUGGGCGUCCUCCACGACAAAACCACCCCAACUGAACGACAAGGCUAUAUCGAGUGGAUCUACCACUGUCAGGUACCAUCGGGCGGGUUCCGCGGGUUCUCCGGCACGGAUUUCGGGCGCGAGAAGCUCAAUCGCGUGAAUGCAGUCUGGGAUCCGGCCAAUGUGCCCGCCACUUUCUUUGCGCUGGUGAAUCUCCUCGUGCUGGGCGAUGACCUGUCGCGAGUUGACCGGAGGGCGUGUCUGCAGUGGCUGCCGAAGACUCAGCGCGCAGAUGGGAGUUUUGGAGAAGUGCUCGGCGUGGAUGGGAGGGUGGAGGGUGGGCGGGACUUGCGAUAUUGUUGCUGCGCGGCGGGGACACGGUAUAUCCUUCGCGGGCGAAGUGGGAAAGGGCUCGAGGGCGUGGAGGACAUAAAUGUGGCGCAAUUGGUCUCUUUCAUUGAGGCGUGUCAGACAUACGAUGGCGGCAUGGCCGAGUCUCCCUUUCGGGAAGCGCAUGGUGGCCACACAUAUUGCGCCAUUGGCUCAUUGACCCUGCUGGAGCGAAUAUCCAAUGACUUACCACCGACGCCGCUCCUGACACCUGGCACCAGACAGUAUGAGGCAUUGCUGGCCUUUUUGGUGUCAAGGCAGACAGCGAUGCUUAGCGACGAGCCGGAGGAUGAGGUACUGGACGAACUCCCCGGCACAUCGCUCGACGAAAAGAUCCAAAGCCUGCCCGACAUCACACCACGGGAUGGCGACGCAAUACCCUGUGCCGGCUUCAACGGCCGGUGCAACAAGGUCGCAGAUACCUGCUAUUCCUUUUGGAAUGAGGCAUCUCUCCUGAUGCUGGAUCGACUAUCUCUGGUCGACGAAACGCGCAACCGGCGAUAUCUCCUCGAGAAGACGCAACAUAUCAUCGGCGGCUUUGGGAAGUGUGCUGGGGAACCGCCAGAUCUGCUUCAUGCGUACUUCGGGAUGGUGUCGCUUGCUUUCCAGGGUGAGCCGGGAUUAGGUCGCGUCGAUCCCUCGCUGGGAGCCAGUGAGAGCGCUGUUCGACACUUAGAGUCUCUGCCCUGGUGGUAG
This is a messenger RNA of Penicillium riverlandense, 1197 nucleotides long. It is a transcript of the gene cdc43, whose product is annotated as protein geranylgeranyltransferase type I subunit CDC43. Gene Ontology annotation, cellular component: CAAX-protein geranylgeranyltransferase complex. NCBI's taxonomy places the organism in Eukaryota, Fungi, Ascomycota, Eurotiomycetes, Eurotiales, Aspergillaceae. The record is from RefSeq and is a predicted model, not a curated record. Gene Ontology annotation, molecular function: CAAX-protein geranylgeranyltransferase activity. The transcript is spliced from 5 exons. Gene Ontology annotation, biological process: protein geranylgeranylation. Bases 1 to 1197 code for a protein of 398 amino acids.